GAAUCGCCCCUGGCUCAGACUCAGUCUCUUUCUCCAUUUUGCAAAAUUGGAGCGCGCAUCUAAAAGUUCCUUUCCAGUGUGUGAAUGUGCGCGCGCUGUCAUGACAACAUCGGAACAACCUAGUCAGCAGUUCAACUGAUGGGUGGGUGUGGCAACAGUAGCGUGCUGAACUCUCAAGUAAUGUUCGUUUGGCUGCCUGGGGCUCGAUGAUAUAGAGCGACAAACUUUUUUUUGAGCAAGCAUUGAUUAUGCGUGACACGGUCUCAAUUUGCGGGACGCAUGAAUUGGGCUUCAAACGCUGUGCGCGCACGCGCUACGCGGGACGGGUGGUCACCCUACCUUAAGUAUGACUAAUGCUCACUUGGAAACCCUUCAGCAUGCGUGAAUGCAAUAUGUGGAGUAUAUCAAAAAUGUGUGCAUCUGAUGCACUGGCAGCACCUGCAAUCUAUCUAACGUUACAUGAAUUAACAUACGCAAACGCACUCCAUUUACGGCGUGCUUCUGUCUGUGAAGAAGCGAGCAAUUAUAUCUCGUUUCAGCGAACUUUCCGUAAACUUCCAGCCCAUCCAGAGCACCGCAGUACGGCUGUCACCGCAGAAGUGGACUACUUCAUGCAGCGCUGCGCAGACCAGAAGGCGUAUAACAUUGGCUAUCGCGAUAGCAUGGCUGUGCAUUUAACAGUCUGUAUUUUGAAAUGAUCUCGCGAUAGCUUGAUGUCAUCCAACGUUUACAGCCCUGCGUAAAAGACAACGCAUCGACUGCGUUUGGAUUUCCAGAGCUUUCGCCCAAAGCGUCCGCCGCGUUUCUAUAGUAACCGCGGGCCAGGACGGUUUUAUUUUAAGGGCGUGCGGAAUCCUGUGGUUGAAUUUGGCAGUCAGCAGACGCGUGAAAAGUGAGGAAAACACCGAAAACAAAAUGCCCUUCAUCGCUGCAAGGGAAGAUGACGGUCAGAGUAAGACGAAGAUCCAUGAUGCUGACAGACCUUCCUCUGAGAGUCAACUCGAAUUGAGAGACGUCGUGUUUGUCAUCCAGAGCCAGAGGAAUUCGUACCAUGUCCAGCAGGCAGAGAAACUCAGAACAGACCUUCUUCAGCAGACACGAGCACUUCAACAGAAUGCCCCUGUCAUCCUGCUCCUGCACACGCUGUCAGAUACAGAAGGAACAUGGAGUAUUCUCCCACUGCUGCCUUACUUUUCGUCUCAUUUUGGUAAGAACUGUUCUUGGAUCAUGUUUCUGGAAGAGGACACCAGGGUGUCACUUGAAAAACUUCAUGGAGUCCUCCAAAAAUUUGACAGGAGAAAAGAGUGGUUUCUUGGCAAGCCAUUACACGAUGAAGAGUCCACCAUCAUCCAUCAUUACGCCUUCUCUGAGAACCCUGCAGCUUUUGAGUACCCAGACUUCUCUGCAGGAUGGGCGCUUAGCAUCCCUCUUGUCAACAGAUUGGCAAACAAAAUACAAGAAGAUCCCUUAAAGUCAGACUUCACCAUAGAUCUAAAGCACGAGGUGGCGCUGUAUAUCUGGGAGGACGGAAAGGGACCUCGUCUGACAGCGGUUCCAGAGUUUUGCACGUUGUCGGAGCAGUCUCCAGACACCCAACACUGUGCCACCACUGUCAGCAGCCGCUCACCGCUGUGUGGUCAGCCUGUUAAAAGCGACAACAUCUUCGUAGCAGUGAAAACCUGCAAGAAGUUCCAUUUCGACAGAGUCCCAGUUGUGAAGAAAACAUGGGAGAAACAGACCAAACUUCUGGAGUACUACAGCGAUUAUGCCGAUCCUUCUAUACCUACUAUUGAUCUGGGUGUGCCCAACACAGAGAGGGGUCACUGUGGAAAGACGUUCGCCAUCUUGAGGAGAUAUCUAAGCAGGGCCGUGCCAAAGACUGAUUGGCUGAUAAUUGUGGAUGACGAUACUCUUAUAAGCUUGCCCAGACUGCAGGCCUUGCUGAGCUGUUAUGACUCCAGUGAGCCGGUAUGUCUGGGAGAGCGCUACGGUUAUGGAUUGGGCCAGGGAGGAUACAGUUACAUCACUGGUGGAGGGGGGAUCGUGUUCAGUCGUGAAGCUGUGAUCCGGUUGUUAGCCAGCGGCUGUAAGUGUUACAGCAAUGAUGCCCCUGACGACAUGGUUUUGGGCAUGUGCCUCAACGCCCUCCGAGUCCCCGUUACACACAGUCCCCUCUUUCAUCAGGCCCGUCCUGAAGAUUAUGCGAGGGAUUUUUUGGCCCACCAGACCCCUGUUUCCUUCCACAAACACUGGAACAUCGACCCCGUUGCAGUCUUCAACAAGUGGUUGAAGUACGAUAAACACUCUGAUGUACUACAAAAGGGCACUAAGGAGGAAUUAUAAUGUCUGUGUAUAUGUGUGUGUGCGUGUGCGCGUGUGUGCGUAUAGGUGUGUGUAUGUGUGUGUGUGAAUAGUAACGUUUCAUUUAAUUUUCUAAGUAGUGAAUCUUACACAAAGAUUGAAUGGAAUGGGAGGUAUGAAUGUUAGCUUUACUGUGUUUUGGUCGCAUGUCUUAGAUGUUGGAAAUUUAUGUCUGAAAUAUUUAUAUUCCAAUUAUCACAACCUGUCUAAGGUUAUUUGUAGGUUUAUUUUUGAACACUUUUGUUUUUAAAGAUGUGACUUAUGUGUUAAAUAUGAAAUUUAUGAUAAACUAUUUCCUGUUGCCUUAAAUCAUCACUUGCAGAGUCCUGAUUUCAACACAGAAUCAAGUGUAUUUCAACCAAAGAGAAGCUGAAGCUGAAGCUUCUCUCUGUUGGCAGUUUUUUUAGGUCCAAUGUGAUUUGAGAGCUCAAAAAAAAGUUUUAUAGUGAAGUAAACUCCCGACACACACAUACACUCACACUGUGUUACUUUAAAAUCUCUGGCUAGUGUUACUUAAGAACAGCAGGCUAGUUUUUAUUUUAGAAAUAUUAAAUAAAAUAUUAUUCUUAAAGUUGUUAAUAUACCUUUGUUGAAGAUUUCAUCAAUGUGUGAACUUUGAACACCCUAAAAGACGAUGCUACAGUAAAUGGCUGCAUGCAUUGUUCAUCAGCACUGAUCAUAUUACAAAAAUAUAUUUUCACAAAAUGUCUUACUGUAUUUCUAUACACAUACUUUUCUGUUUACUUUUAUGAGUUUGGGGUCAUUAAGAGAUGGUGAUUGUCAUUUGUGCUGUGUUUGGAAAAAGAUUUACAAAGUGACACACAGCAAAAUGAUGUUCUCAUCGAUGUUGCUACUAAAUCUUCAUGGAGACUUGAUUUAAGAACUUAAACUUAAGAUUGUCCUAAUUAAAAUG
Molecule: messenger RNA, 3274 nt
Organism: Triplophysa dalaica
Lineage: Eukaryota; Metazoa; Chordata; Actinopteri; Cypriniformes; Nemacheilidae
Gene: b3glcta
Product: beta 3-glucosyltransferase a
Exons: 15
Coding region: 916-2343 (475 amino acids)
Cellular component (GO): membrane
Molecular function (GO): acetylglucosaminyltransferase activity
Source: RefSeq, a predicted model, not a curated record